AUGUGCACCUAUGCAUUAUCACAACUCACCGAAGAAACCCUUGUGGUACUCGUGACGCUGCAUGAGGAGGGCGGUACGUCAAGAGAAUGGGAGAAAAUGCAGAUAGCCUUGACUCCCGAAGAGCGCGUUCACUUAAACUACAUAAAGUCAGAUGUGCACCGGGACCACCUGCCAAUCAUGAACGAAGCCACAAUUUGGGGGCGUGCAAUCUAUCCGCUGUUACGUUUGGCAGAACACGGACAUAUUCAGGCGUGGGCAGGUGUUCCACUCAAAGCCAGAUACCCUACAUUUGAAUUGGAAGGCGAAGCCGAUGGCGCACUCGCCCCUUCAGUCGGCGGCAGAAUUCAGCCCCCUUAUCUUGUUGUCCAUGAAGCAAAGCGCGGCAUCAAUGCACCUAACCCCCAAUUCCAACUCUAUGGCGAAAUGCUCGCCGCCGCAUGGCUCAAUUGGGAAACAGAUGCCAAGCCAGAACAACAAAUCUUUGGAUGUUACACUAUCACUGACGAUUGGACUUUCGUGCUCGGCACCGUUGCGGAUAUUGAAACCGAAAAACCGACCCUUCAUAUCAAAUUUUCGCCUCGCUACAACGGAACUGCGGAUGCCGAACACAUCGUCCAGAUUCUGAAGUCCAUCGUUUCUAAGCACGCAAACAUUAACACCUAA
Messenger RNA from Geodia barretti, 663 nucleotides. Lineage: Eukaryota; Metazoa; Porifera; Demospongiae; Tetractinellida; Geodiidae. The record is from the annotation of a GenBank genome assembly.